This is a messenger RNA of Penicillium cataractarum, 1011 nucleotides long. RefSeq lists its product as uncharacterized. Gene Ontology annotation, molecular function: acyltransferase activity, transferring groups other than amino-acyl groups. Gene Ontology annotation, biological process: biosynthetic process. The coding region runs from base 1 to 1011 and encodes 336 amino acids. The record is from RefSeq and is a predicted model, not a curated record. The transcript has a single exon. Lineage: Eukaryota; Fungi; Ascomycota; Eurotiomycetes; Eurotiales; Aspergillaceae.
AUGCCGUUGGCCUACGAUGAUACCGGAAUCGAAUAUUUCGAGCUCCAGGGCUUCAAAUUCCAAAAUGGAGUUACACUUCCCAAGGUGCGACUCGCCUAUCGAGAGUUCAACCCUACUGCUCAAAAGAUCGCACUGAUUCCCACUUGUUUUCGCGGGAGGAUCAAUACGACUUUGAACUUUACCACGGGAGUUUUGCGCGACCAUCGAGUUAUCGUCGUGGCAUUGUUGGGCAAUGGCGAAUCUUCGAGUCCUUCCAAUACCGAGAAUUUUCCAUCUACUCUCGACUAUCGAGACUGCGUUCAAGCUCAGUACGAGCUGAUCACCAAAAAGUUCAACCUCUCCUCCAUCGACGUGAUGAUUGGUUUCUCCAUGGGUGGACAGUGUACCUAUCAUUGGGCUGCCGUGUAUCCUCAGAUGCUCCGCAAUGCCGUGAUUAUAUGCUCGUCGGCAAAGACUAGUCUGCACAAUUAUCAGUUCCUGGAAGGGCCCAAAGCGGCUUUAUCGCAUUCAAUCGAUUACAACGAUAGUGCCAUGAGAACCCAAGGGGUGCCACUUCGCGGUUUGCAUGCCUUCAGUCGCGCAUACUCUGCCUGGCUGACCAGUGCGGAAUGGUUUGAACAACGUCUAUUUGAGAAGAGUGGCUUCAAAACUAUUGAAGAAUGGAGCAAGGCGGGCGAAGAAGGCUACGAGGACUGGCAUGCGGAUGAUCUUCUCGUUAUGCUAGGAAUGUGGCAAAGGUCUGAUAUUGGGGUUGCUUUGGGAUCUGGUUCUGAGAAUCUUCCCAUCGAAAAAGCGCUCGAGAGCCUAAAUACGAGGAUUCUUCUUAUUCCUUGUCAGACGGACCAGUACUUCAAGUGGGAAGUUAGUGAAAAAGAAGUGUCAUAUCUAAAGAACGGAGAGCUGGCUGUUAUCCCAUCGAUCUGGGGACAUAUUGGCGGAGGCGGUGCCAACCCAAAGGAUACAGAAUGGAUGAAUCGAAGGAUUGCCAAAUUUUUAGAGACUAGAGAGUAG